Molecule: messenger RNA, 1284 nt
Organism: Colletotrichum godetiae
Lineage: Eukaryota; Fungi; Ascomycota; Sordariomycetes; Glomerellales; Glomerellaceae
Product: family 7 glycosyl hydrolase
Exons: 3
Coding region: 1-1284 (427 amino acids)
Biological process (GO): carbohydrate metabolic process
Molecular function (GO): hydrolase activity, hydrolyzing O-glycosyl compounds
Source: RefSeq, a predicted model, not a curated record
AUGGCCUCUUCCCUCUCCCGCCUGGGUCUCGCCGCCCUCUUCAUGGGCCUGGCAGCAGCCCAGCGUCAGAUCGGACCAGCCGAGAACCACCCGCCUCUCACAACAUGGCGCUGCACAAAGGCCGGCGGCUGCACCGAAGUCAACAACUUCAUCGUCCUCGACUCCCUCGCGCACAACGUCUACCAGGCCAACGGCGGCGGAAGCUGCGGCUCCUGGGGGAACCCGCCUAACGAAACGGCGUGCCCUACCAAGGAAGCCUGCGCCGAGAAUUGUGUCCAGGAAGGCCUUGACGACUACAGCCGUGUCGGAGUCACGACGGAUGGCGGUGCUAUGACCAUGUAUCAGCUUAAGGAUGGCGUGCAGGUGUCUCCGCGUGUAUAUCUUCUUGAUCCUUCCAAGGAGCAGUAUGAGAUGAUGCACCUGACGGGCAAGGAGUUCACAUUCGACGUCGAUGUAUCGAAGUUGCCCUGUGGUAUGAAUAGCGCCCUGUAUACCUCGGAGAUGGAGGCCGACGGUGGCAAGAGCGCGCUCAAUACCGGUGGCGCCCGCCAUGGCACGGGGUACUGCGAUGCCCAGUGCUACACUACGCCGUUUAUCAACGGGGAAGCCAAUAUUGAAGGAUACGGUGCAUGCUGCAAUGAGAUGGACAUCUGGGAGGCCAACUCGCGGUCUGCCCACCUGGCACCGCACCCAUGUAACCAGACAGGUGUCUACCUCUGUGAGGGAGAAGACUGUGCCUUUGAAGGUGUCUGCGAUAAGAACGGUUGCGCCUGGAACCCGUACCGAGUCAACCAAGAUGACUACUACGGCCGUGGUCCAGAGUUCGACGUCGACACGACGCGCCCCUUUACAGUCAUCACACAAUUCCCCGCCAACGAAGCCGGCGUCCUCACCGAGAUCCACCGCCUCUACAUCCAGGACGGACACUUGAUCCGCAGCGAAGUCGUCAACAACACGGAUCUGCCGCAGGUCAACUACCUCAACGAUGAGUUCUGCGAGGCGACGGGCUCUCGACGGUUCAUGGAUCUCGGCGCGCAUCAGGAGAUGGGCGAGUCGUUUGACCGCGGGGUGGUGCUUGCGUUUAGCAUCUGGUGGGAUGCCGGCGGCGGAAUGAGGUGGUUGGACGGUGCGCCGGAGGCCGGGCUGUGCGAUGAGACGGAAGGAUUCCCAGAGAACGUCGUCAAGGUUGAGCCGAAUCCGGUUGUGACGUUUAGCAAUAUCAAAUGGGGCGAGCUUGGGUCUACGUUCAAGCCUCAGUGUAAGAACAAGCCCAGGAACGUGUAG